Messenger RNA from Penicillium verhagenii, 1638 nucleotides. RefSeq lists its product as uncharacterized. The record is from RefSeq and is a predicted model, not a curated record. Gene Ontology annotation, biological process: cytoplasmic stress granule assembly; P-body assembly. Gene Ontology annotation, molecular function: mRNA binding. Lineage: Eukaryota; Fungi; Ascomycota; Eurotiomycetes; Eurotiales; Aspergillaceae. The coding region runs from base 1 to 1638 and encodes 545 amino acids. The transcript has 4 exons. Gene Ontology annotation, cellular component: P-body.
AUGGAUAUGAACCACCUCAUAGGUCAGCGUUUCAACCUGAUCUCGAAGAGUGACAUUCGCUACGUUGGCACACUCCAUGAAAUUAACCCAGAAGCCUCCACAAUCGCGUUGGAAAAUGUCCUUUCUCAUGGUACUGAGGGCCGUCGAGGAAAUGGCAACGACCUUCCUCCGUCCAGCAACGUUUACGAGUACAUCGUAUUCCGAGGCAGUGACGUAAAGGACAUCAGCAUCGCGGACGAGGAGAAGGAGGAGACUGCACAGGCUGAACCCCCUCGUGUCCCUGACGACCCCGCAAUCUUAGGAAACAUGUCGCGACCGGGUCCUGUGUCGGGUCCGGAGCCGGUUCCUGGCCCUGGUCUUCCUCAAGGAACUCCUCAACAGCCACAGGGAGCUCAGCCAGUACAACAGUACCCAGUCCCCUUCCCUGGUGGACAAUAUCCCCCAGCCCCCUAUGGACAACGAUAUGAUCCCCGGUUCCUUCCCGGUCCCAAUGGCCCUGCCCCUGGUUUCCCACCUUACGGCAUGCCUCCUCACGGUGGCCCUCCUCAUGGUGGUCCCCAGGGAUGGUACCCUCCCCCUGGUCCUUUCCCUCCAGGACAAUUCCCACCCAAUAUGCCGAUGGGUCCCCACGGUCAGCAUAUGCCACCUCAGCAGCGUCCCGGCCCCCCUGGUGUGCCACCUCCUCGCGCUACCUCGGAACUCCCUGUUGGUGACAAGGCAACCAGCAAGCCCUCUACUCCUGCUGCUCAGGUUGCGCCGACUCCUCCAGUGGAGUCUAAGCCCUCCGUUGCUGAGGCUAUGCAUGGCAUGACUGGACCUACUGCCGUUCCGGUCAAUACUCAGAAGAGCGGUCGAGUUGUGCCGGCCGUUCCAAUUGCCGCUCCCAAGUCUAUUGCCCCCGUUGUCCCGGAAAACAAUGCUUCCAUCGCAGAUGCCACAGCUGCUGCUACUGCCGCGGUUGCCGCUGCAAUGGCUAAGCUGCCUCAGCCGGGCAUGCAAAAGAAGCCCGGCCAGACCGAUGGCUCUAUUGACGGACUUGCUCGUAAGAUGAAUGACAUGCGGCCUUACGAUGGACCUCGUGCCCCCCGCGGUGGUAACCAGCACCCUCACCCCCACCCUCAUCCUCGUGGCGGACGCGGUGGAGCUCCCCGUGCCCCACACAAGAAGAUUGAGGUUCCCGAGUCCGACUAUGACUUCCAGACUGCGAAUGCCAGGUUCAACAAGCAAGAUAUGGUGAAGGAGGCUAUUGCUACCGGCGCUCCUGCUCUUGAGGCUGAGUCCCAUGCCAACGCAAGCAUUGGGGCUGAGGCCGCGGGCGAAAGUGACCCUACUGGCGCUUCGCUUUACAACCGUACUUCAUCUUUCUUCGAUAACAUCUCCAGCGAAGCACGCGAUCGUGAGGACAACUUUGCUGUCCGUCCCGGUGGUCGCGAAUGGCGUGGUGAGGAAGAAAAGCGAAACAUCGAGACCUUCGGUCAAGGCAGUGUUGACGGUUACCGUGGUCGGGGUCGCGGCCGAGGUUACGGCCGUGGCCGUGGUUAUAGCCGUGGUUAUGGUAACCGUGGCUACGGUGGUCGUGGUCGUGGUGGCAGUGGUCGCCCCUCAUCCCAGUCUACCGGUGUCCCUUCAUUGGGCUAA